UUAAAAAGUGGGGAGGAAGUGAGUAAAGUUUCUCUAGUCCUCAGAGAGUGUCUAUGAGCCCUAGUGGUAACACCAACAUGAAGAAGACCUGGCUUGCAAUUGUUUGCCUGCUUGCAGCUUUAAACUUCUGCAACGGGCAGUUCCCAAGGGCCUGCACCUCAGUGGAUGUUCUGCUAAGCAAAGAGUGCUGUCCUUUUUGGCCUGGUGAUGGUUCUCCUUGUGGAGUAAACUCAGGCAGGGGGGUAUGUCAAGAUGUUGUCAUAUCUAAUAAGACUUUGGGUCCUCAGUUUCCAUUUAGUGGCGUAGAUGACAGAGAAAACUGGCCCAUUGUGUUCUACAACAGGACUUGUCAAUGCCAAGGCAAUUUCAUGGGCUACAACUGUGGUGAAUGCAAGUUUGGUUUUAGUGGGCCCAAUUGCUCAGUGAGACGACUAAGCAUCAGGAAGGAGAUCUUCAAGAUGACCACGCUUGAGAGGAACAAAUUUAUUGCUUACCUGAACCUGGCCAAACGGACUAUUAGCGCCGAUUAUGUAAUAGCCACUGGGACCUAUGCACAGAUGAACAACGGAUCCAACCCACUGUUUGCUGAUAUUAAUGUGUAUGACCUAUUCGUCUGGUUACAUUAUUAUGCCUCAAAGGAUGCCUUCCUAGAUGGAGAUAUAGUGUGGAGAGACAUUGACUUUGCUCAUGAAGCUCCAGCCUUCAUCCCCUGGCAUAGAUUCUUCUUACUGCAGUGGGAACGUGAGAUCCAGAAGAUGGCUAGAGACGAGAACUUUACAAUUCCUUUCUGGGACUGGAGAGAUGCAGGCAACUGUGAAGUUUGCAUUGAUGAGCUGUUAGGAGCAUCGCAUCCUUCAGUUCCAGAUAUUCUCAGCCCAGCUUCAUUCUUCUCCUCCUGGCAGGUUGUGUGCAGUCAGCCUGAAGAGUACAACCGCUUGAAAACCUUAUGCAAUGGUACAAAUGAGGGUCCUUUGAUUCGUAACCCUGGAAGUCACGAUAGAAGCAGGGCACCGAGAUUGCCUUCGUCUGCAGAGGUUGAGUUUUGUGUAUCAUUGACAAAUUAUGAUACCGAACCCAUGGAUCGAUCUGCCAACUUAAGCUUCAGGAAUACGUUGGAAGGUUUUGCUGACCCACGAACAGGAUUUGCUAACAGAUCAAUCAGCAGCUUACAUAAUUCUCUGCAUAUUUUUAUGAAUGGCUCUAUGUCUUCGGUUCAGGGAUCUGCUAAUGACCCAGUCUUUGUUCUUCAUCAUGCUUUUGUUGAUAGCAUAUUUGAGCAGUGGCUCAGAAGACAUCGUCCUGCACUAACAGUUUACCCAGAAUCCAAUGCACCAAUUGGACAUAAUCGUGACUACUAUAUGGUUCCUUUUAUUCCAUUAUAUACAAAUGGAGAAUUCUUCACUGCAUCAAGAGAUUUAGGAUAUGACUAUGACUAUUUGGCAGAAACAGGUUCUGUUGAAAAUUUCCUUAUGCCUUACCUAGAGCAAGCUCGGCAAAUUUGGCCAUGGCUUUUAGGAGCGGCUGUGGUUGGUGGUUUGAUUACUGCGUUGUUUGCUUCACUCGUUUCUUUGGGUUGCCGGAGAAAAAAACAAAAAUCCAAGUCAGAAGAGACACAGCCACUUCUUAUGGAAGCUGAAGACUAUCAAAGCACGUAUCAAUCUAACCUAUAGCAUAAAAAUACAAUGCACUAAAUUUAAAUAUAUUAUAUCAGGGCACUAAUUUUAUUGGUAUAUAACCUGCCCUGAUAUUCAGUUCAUACAAAGCCCUGUAUGUCUCCCCUGUAAAAGUGGAAUACUUGAGUAAAUUUUAAGACUUUUAAAGGUUUUAGAGGAUGUGCACCUCAACCAAUCAUUCUGAAAAACAUGCUUAAUUAGGGCCCUGGUUUUAUCAGUUAAUCUUAAUGUACAGAAUGUUCAGUGAAGUCUUAAAAAAACAAAAAAAAACUAAAAAAAACUUUCAAGUAUCAUGCAUUUAAAAGUCUAUAAUAUAUGUGUAUAGCAUAUAUAUCAAAUGUGAAAAACUCCUGAAAUGUUGGUCAUAUGACCAAAAAAAUAAACCACCCUUUUUGGGGGAAAUGGAUAAA
This is a messenger RNA of Bombina bombina (fire-bellied toad), 2083 nucleotides long. It is a transcript of the gene TYR, whose product is annotated as tyrosinase. The record is from RefSeq and is a predicted model, not a curated record. The transcript has 5 exons. Gene Ontology annotation, biological process: melanin biosynthetic process; pigmentation. The coding region runs from base 54 to 1670 and encodes 538 amino acids. NCBI's taxonomy places the organism in Eukaryota, Metazoa, Chordata, Amphibia, Anura, Bombinatoridae. Gene Ontology annotation, molecular function: tyrosinase activity.